Cladophialophora psammophila CBS 110553 is the source of this 1716-nucleotide messenger RNA. RefSeq lists its product as uncharacterized. The coding region runs from base 1 to 1716 and encodes 571 amino acids. The record is from RefSeq and is a predicted model, not a curated record. NCBI's taxonomy places the organism in Eukaryota, Fungi, Ascomycota, Eurotiomycetes, Chaetothyriales, Herpotrichiellaceae. The transcript is spliced from 3 exons. Gene Ontology annotation, molecular function: flavin adenine dinucleotide binding; NADP binding; N,N-dimethylaniline monooxygenase activity.
AUGGGAGGUGAUGUGCCGUGGCCGCAGGUUCCUGUGGGCAACAAGGACCACACCGAGGCAGCCGUGGUCAUCAUCGGAGCCGGGAUUUCGGGCAUGUGCACCGCAAUCGAUCUGAUCAAAAGGAACAACUGCAGGAACUUUAUCAUCCUAGAGAAAAGCGGUGGGCUUGGUGGCACCUGGCGAGACAACAAGUACCCGGGAUGCUGCUGCGACGUCUGGUCACAUCUGUACAGCUACUCCUUCGAACAGAACCCGGAUUGGACCAGGGAGUAUCCCGGACAGGAGGAGAUCUUGCAGUAUCUUAUGGGUGUCGCACAAAAGUACGAGCUAUACCGAUAUGUUCGCUUCAACACCGCUGUCGAGUCCGCGAAGUGGGACGACGCAGAAAAAAAGUGGAAGACAACCGUGUCUGUUCAAGGAGUCAAAGAUGCCGAGUUCGGGAGCACAUAUACCAUCACCUCCGACUUCCUAGUUUCUGCUGUCGGGCAGUUGAACGUGCCGAGACUGCCAGACAUUCCAGGUGUUGACGACUUCCGGGGCAAAAUCAUGCACAGCGCCCGUUGGGACUGGAGCUAUGAUUUGCGAGGGAAGAAAGUCGCCAUCAUUGGCAAUGGGGCCACGGCUGCACAGAUUAUUCCAGAGAUUGCCAAAGAGGUCAGCCAUCUCACCAUCCAUCAGAGGACACCCAACUGGGUCAUUCCUCGCCUUGACUCGCCCAUUCCACAGUGGAAGAGGAGUGUUUACAAGUAUCUCCCCUUUGUCCGAUGGCGGAAGCGAGCCGAUAUGAUGGAUUUUCGGGAAGGCUUUCAUGCGGCCGUCUUUGACAACGCAUCGGCGACAGCACAAUUCCUCGAGGUACAAAGCAAAGAUCAUCUCCACGCCCAACUUCCAGACCGACCCGACUUGUGGGAGAAGCUUCAGCCGAAGUACUCGAUUGGUUGCAAGCGCGUCAUCAUCAGUGACGAUUACUUCCCUGUGUUCCUUCGCGACAAUGUCCGAUUGGAAACUGGCAAAAUCGACAAGAUCACCGCCAACGGCAUUGUCACCGAGGGCCAGGAGGAGGAUUACGAUCUCAUCGUUCUCGCUACAGGGUUCCGCACGGUCGAGUUCAUGCAUCCCAUUGACAUCACGGGCAGCGCCGGCCGUACUUUGAGCAGCAUCUGGAAGGAGGGUGGACAAGCUCUGUACGGUGUGACCGUCGAGAGUCUCCCCAACUUCGGCAUGCUCUACGGCCCAAACACGAACCUGGGACACAACAGCAUUAUCCUCAUGAUCGAGACGCAGAGCAAAUACAUUAACACCCUGAUCAAAGAAGUCAUUGAUGCCCGGAGAAACGGUGGCAGCUUAGCGAUCCAGCCUAACCCGACGAAGGUCCAACAGUACAACGAUGAAAUCCAGUCGGAGCUCGAGAAGAGCAGUUUUGCGGACCCAAACUGCAACAGCUGGUACAAGGUCAAGGAAAGUGGUAAGAUUACCAACAACUGGAGUCGCACGGUCGUCGACUAUCAAAAGCUUCUGAGCAAUGUUGACUGGUUGGAUUAUGAUCUUUCUGGAACUUCUGCAGAUAAAGUAGCGAAGCAAAAGCGUACGCACAUCGGGCGGGUUGUUGAAGAGUCGCGGGUUAGCUAUCAGACCAUGGGUCUGACGGCUCUGAGCUUAGCAGCAGUAGGCGUAGGCGUCGCUCUUCGUCACACAGGCAGGCUUCGGCUCAGAUGA